Molecule: messenger RNA, 1289 nt
Organism: Lethenteron reissneri (Far Eastern brook lamprey)
Lineage: Eukaryota; Metazoa; Chordata; Hyperoartia; Petromyzontiformes; Petromyzontidae
Product: pro-opiomelanocortin-like
Biological process (GO): neuropeptide signaling pathway
Molecular function (GO): neuropeptide hormone activity
Source: RefSeq, a predicted model, not a curated record
CGUGCCCAGUCUGCUGCUCAGUCCGGCUACCUGUGCGUCUUGCCUGGCUAUCUGCGCGCGCCUCUCUCGUGUGUCCGAGCACUUGAACGUGUGCGCGCGUCCGUCUUGCUAUCGCGGUGUAUUCGCGUCUCUCUCUCUGCGUGCGUGUGCGUGCGUGCGUGUCCGACUCCUCUGUCUGCCUAGCCGUGUGCCUGGCUGCUCGUCUCGCCAUAAACUUGACGUCUGCCGCUGAGUCCUCAGCCCGCUCACAAUCCCACUACCACCACCGCCACCAAACACCACCAAAUACCACCACCACCAACCACCAAACACCACCACCACACACCACCACCACCAAACACCACCACCACACACCACCACCGCCCUCUCGCGACGUUCGCCUUUGGACCUGGGAGGAGGACCAAGAGGAAGGCGAGCAGGGAGAUCAAGCAGAGGAGGAGAGGAGGAGGAGGAGAGGAGAUCUCAGCAUCAUGAUGGAGUGGCCUCUGGUUCGUCUCUUGGGAGCCGCCCUGGUCUGCUUGGCUCCGCGGGGAGGCGCCGCUGUCGGGGUCGGUCCCUGCCUCGGCGUGGAUCAGCUGAGCGACCCAGCGGCACAGUUCCUUUGCUCUCGGGCCUGUAAUGGCGACUGCGGAGCCUGGCUCUUGCCUGAGCGUGCUGCCCUAACGGAGGAGGCUGAUGCCCGGGGAGCCCAAGGCGAACGGCCGGGCCCAGAGGCCUGGGGCCAGCAGGCUGGCAAUGACGAGCUGGUGGACGAGGUGAUGGAGGACGAGGUGAUGGAGAACGAGGAGGAGCCACUGAGGCGCUCGCUGGGCUACGCCGUGGGGCACUUUCGGUGGGGCAAGCCGGCGAACCGCAAGAAACGGCCCGUGAAGGUCUUCGUGGAGCCCGGCUCUGAAGACUUUCAAGAUCUCUCCGAGAGAGCCAUCAUCUCAAACAGUGACCUACAGCCACAUCAACACGAACAACAACAACAACAUCAUCAUCAUCAACAGCAGCAGCAGCAGCAACAUCGCCACCACCAAGUCGAGCAGAACGCUAUCACUGCGGCCGAAGCGUCCCGUGCAAUCGCCUCCUCCUGGCCCUGGAUCCUUUCGCCCGGGGCCGUUCCUAUGGCCGGUGCCGCAGAGAUCGGCGGACCUCUGUGGUCCCAAGACGAAAUGGGGCUUGGUCCGAGGCGACAGAGUAAGCGCUACGGAGGGUUCCAGGUCCACAGCGAACCUCCGGUUGCUAAGACACCCCUCAUGGUCCUGUUUAAGAUGUUCAAAGGCAGGGAUGGGAAGUCUCAAUAA